AUGUCGGCCCAAUUCCUCAAGAGCUGCAUGGGUCAACAUCCCGACUUCCCCAAGCGCGGAGUCUUGUUCCUUGACGUCCUCCCAAUCCUCCAGAACCCUGUAGCGUUCGAGACUCUCAUCACCGACCUCCUGAACCACAUCACCAGCGUCACUCUUCACGCCCUCCGCGAAAAGACCGGCAACCCCGCCGCCAAAAUCGACACCAUCGUCGGCCUCGACGCACGAGGAUUCCUCUUCGGUCCGCUCAUCGCGCUGCGAUUGGGCGCUGCGUUCGUCCCGGUUAGGAAGCAGGGAAAGUUGCCGGGCAAGUGCUUCAAGGCGGAGUAUGAGAAGGAGUACGGCGUCGACGUCUUCGAGAUGCAAGAAGGCGCCAUUCCCGCCGGCUCGAACGUCGUCGUUGUCGACGACUUGAUCGCGACUGGCGGAUCAGCCGUCGCGGCGCAACAGCUCGUCGAACAGGCCGGCGCCAAGGUCGUCCAGAACCUGUUUGUCAUCGAGUUCCUCAAGGGCGCCGAGAAGCUCUCCGCGCCUACGUACAGCAUCAUCAAGGCCGACUAG
Messenger RNA from Rhodotorula toruloides NP11, 558 nucleotides. RefSeq names its product adenine phosphoribosyltransferase. Gene Ontology annotation, molecular function: adenine phosphoribosyltransferase activity; AMP binding; adenine binding. The record is from RefSeq and is a predicted model, not a curated record. The coding region runs from base 1 to 558 and encodes 185 amino acids. Gene Ontology annotation, cellular component: cytoplasm. The transcript is spliced from 5 exons. Gene Ontology annotation, biological process: AMP salvage; adenine salvage. NCBI's taxonomy places the organism in Eukaryota, Fungi, Basidiomycota, Microbotryomycetes, Sporidiobolales, Sporidiobolaceae.